AUGAUAGCUCCCUGUGUUUUACCUGUUCAUCCAUCUUCUACUCCUUCACCUUGCUUUCACUCUAAAGUUGGAAAGCAAUGGUCUCAGAGAUUUGCCUUGAGUGUAAGGCCAAUGCAGCCUAAGAGGUUUUCAGGUGCCUGCAGAGUGAGAUCAACUUUGGGUGAUUCUGAUAAAUCAAUUGGAAUUCCCCGCCAGUGGUACAAUGUAAUUGCAGAUCUUCCAAUAAAACCACCUCCACCAUUGCAUCCUCAGACUUUUGAACCAAUCAAACCAGAUGACUUGUCACCCCUUUUUCCUGACGAGUUAAUCAGACAAGAGAUAACCAGUGACAGAUUCAUUGACAUACCAGAUGAAGUUCUUGAUGUCUACAAGCUUUGGCGCCCAACCCCUCUCAUUAGAGCCAAGAGGCUGGAAAAGCUUCUUGAUACCCCAGCUAGGAUUUACUACAAGUAUGAAGGAGUAAGCCCUGCAGGAUCACACAAACCGAACUCUGCUGUGCCACAAGCCUGGUAUAAUUUACAAGAAGGUGUCAAGAAUGUUGUGACAGAAACUGGUGCUGGACAGUGGGGAAGUGCAUUGGCCUUUGCAUGCAGCAUAUUUGGCCUUGGAUGUGAGGUGUGGCAAGUACGCGCUUCUUAUGAUUCAAAACCUUAUCGGAGGUUGAUGAUGCAAACAUGGGGUGCAAAAGUACACCCUUCUCCGUCUAUGAUCACUGAGGCAGGUCAGAGAAUGCUUCAAGCGGAUCCAUCAAGCCCAGGAAGUUUAGGCAUAGCCAUAUCAGAAGCUGUGGAGGUUGCUGCUAAAAAUGAUGAUACCAAGUACUGCUUGGGGAGUGUACUCAACCAUGUUUUACUCCACCAGAGUGUUAUAGGAGAAGAGUGCAUCAAACAAAUGGAAGCUAUUGAUGAAACCCCAGAUGUCAUUAUAGGAUGUACUGGUGGUGGCUCCAACUUUGCAGGACUAAGUUUUCCAUUCCUUAGAGAGAAGCUGAAGAAGAAAAUAAAUCCUGUUAUUAGAGCAGUUGAACCUUCAGCAUGCCCUUCAUUAACAAAGGGGGUGUAUACAUAUGAUUAUGGUGAUACAGCAGGGAUGACUCCAUUGAUGAAAAUGCACACACUUGGACACGACUUUGUUCCAGAUCCAAUUCAUGCUGGGGGGUUGCGUUACCACGGUAUGGCACCUUUGAUCUCCCAUGUUUUUGACUUGGGUUUAAUGGAAGCAAUUGCACUACCACAAACAGAAUGUUUUCAAGGUGCUAUACAGUUUGCCAGGACAGAAGGGUUGAUACCAGCUCCUGAACCAACUCAUGCCAUAGCUGCAACCAUUAGGGAAGCUAUUCGUUGCAGGGAAACAGGAGAGGCCAAGGUUAUUCUGACAGCAAUGUGUGGACAUGGUCAUUUUGACCUGCCAGCUUAUGAAAAAUAUUUGCAAGGUAACAUGGUUGACCUCUCAUUCUCAGAGGACAAGGUGAAGGCUUCACUAGCCAAAAUUCCUCAAGUGAUUCCUUGA
Sphenostylis stenocarpa is the source of this 1509-nucleotide messenger RNA. The record is from the annotation of a GenBank genome assembly. Lineage: Eukaryota; Viridiplantae; Streptophyta; Magnoliopsida; Fabales; Fabaceae.